Molecule: messenger RNA, 597 nt
Organism: Paramuricea clavata
Lineage: Eukaryota; Metazoa; Cnidaria; Anthozoa; Malacalcyonacea; Plexauridae
Source: the annotation of a GenBank genome assembly
AUGGUCAAGAAAGUAUACGAAAACAGACAUGAAGUUUGUUCUUUUUACUUUACUGACGAGUUGAGAGCGUCACUAGAUGGUCCUGAUUGCUGGGCUAAAGGGUGGGUUUUCAAUGGUGAUAAUUGUUUUAACAGGAUGAGGCAUCAACAAGGUGGUGGUGGGGUUAUAAUUUGGGGCAGAAUCAUUGGAAACACUAUCAUCGGUCCCUUCCACGUUCCUGAAGGUCUAAAGUUGUCCUCAGCCACGUAUUGUCCGUUCCCGAAAAAUUCCCUUGAGCCAUGGUUGGAUAACCUUCCUUUGGCAACAAUGAAGAAGACUAUCUUUAUGCAUGAUAAUGCAGUGUCCCAUGCAGCAAAGGCAACGACACAAUUUCUUCACUCACUUGGAUUUGUGAAUGACCUGAUGGUUUGCCCUCCAAACUCACCAGAUUUGAACCCAAUAGAGAACUUGUGGUCAAUAAUAAAGUGUCAUGUUUAUUUGAAUGGCAAGCAGUAUUCAUCAAAAGAUAUGUGGAUGGCCAUCAAAGAAUCAGCAGCCACCAUCCCUAAGUCCACCAUCAAGAAACUGACUGAUUCAGUGAAUGACAGACUUUUUUAA